Molecule: messenger RNA, 764 nt
Organism: Limulus polyphemus (Atlantic horseshoe crab)
Lineage: Eukaryota; Metazoa; Arthropoda; Merostomata; Xiphosura; Limulidae
Product: glycine-rich cell wall structural protein-like
Exons: 3
Coding region: 240-614 (124 amino acids)
Source: RefSeq, a predicted model, not a curated record
UACCAUGUACUUAACAGUGCCUCUAGCCGGUGUCACUCAAAAAGCUAGACUGCUGUGCCUCGAUUAUGGUGUUUAUUUUUAAUCCUUCUGCUGAUGCGUGGAAUAACAGUGUUUAGACGAAUAAACCACACCUUUUCUGUCGAGUAUAUAAAGACGAGUCUAUCAGUAGUUUAAACAUCACACUACUACUGAAAACAUUUUGGUAGAAACGUUCCCUAAGUUCCAACUCUAGCACAAACAUGAAGGCUAUGUUCGCCGGUAUGCUGCUUCUGGUGGCUGUUGCCAAUGUCAUGGCUGGUUACCUUGGUUAUGGAGGAUACGGUGGUGGUUAUGGAGGCUACGGAGGUGGCCUAGGUGGCUAUGGCGGCUACGGAGGUGGACUUGGUGGUUACGGCGGAUAUGGCGGACACGGAGGUGGAUAUGGUGGCUACGGAGGUGGACUUGGUGGCUACGGCGGAUAUGGCGGAUACGGAGGUGGAUAUGGUGGCUACGGAGGUGGACUUGGUGGUUACGGCGGAUAUGGCGGACACGGAGGUGGAUAUGGUGGCUACGGAGGUGGACUUGGUGGCUACGGCGGAUAUGGAGGUUAUGGUGGCGGCUAUGGCUGGCAUUAAAACCAACAUGUACAUUGUUUAAGAAGGAAAGUGAGUUAGGUCUCUUCACAAAAUCAAUACAAGCGGACGAACCAUCUGCAGCUUUUGUAUAUAAGACUGAAAUAUUGUUGAAGAAACGUCAGUUCCAUAUUUCAUUAUAUAACAUUGCUA